Spodoptera frugiperda (fall armyworm) is the source of this 1494-nucleotide messenger RNA. RefSeq names its product L-dopachrome tautomerase yellow-f2. The record is from RefSeq and is a predicted model, not a curated record. Bases 133 to 1389 code for a protein of 418 amino acids. The transcript is spliced from 9 exons. NCBI's taxonomy places the organism in Eukaryota, Metazoa, Arthropoda, Insecta, Lepidoptera, Noctuidae. Gene Ontology annotation, cellular component: extracellular region.
UCUUUGGUGUCAUUUUGAUAACACCAUUUACGUCAUAACAAUGUUCAGUCAAAUGAUUACAACAAAAUUUCAGUAAUAAAAAUUGAAAAAAAAACAAGUAAAAAAAAAAACUAAAACACUAUUCGGGGCAAGAUGUCUUAUUUAUUCAUACCACUAAUUAUUUUAUUAUUCUUACAUCAAGCUGUUACGUUGGUUCCUCCUAAAUUCCAAUGGAAGACUAUAGACUUUGCAUGGGAAGGCUCGGAAAGAGAGUCGGCUAUCACUAACGGGUCUUAUGUACCCGUACAUAACAUGCCUACUGGAUUAGCGAGGUGGAGGGACAAGCUGUUUAUUACCAUACCGCGGUGGAAAACAGGCAUUCCUGCGUCCCUAAACUACGUAUACUUGAAUGGGACACAAGAAGCACCGUUGCAUCCAUACCCAAACUGGCGGGAAGGGUGUCUCGGCCAGAAUGGCGCUGUGGUCUCCAACCGAACGGUGGUGUCCACCUUCAGGGUGAAUGUGGAUCGGUGUGACAGGCUCUGGGUUGUGGAUAAUGGAGUCAGUGACAUGUCGAUGGACGUGAAACAAGUGACGCAGCCAUCCGUCUUGGUGUUCAACCUGAAGACGGACGAGUUGAUCAAGAAAUUCGUCCUGGAUGAAAACGUGUUGAGGGACACCUCUGUGUUGACCAGCAUUGCAGUCGAAAUAGUGGGCAAGAACUGCGCUUGUGGGAAAUCUUACGCGUACAUAACAGACAUGGGGUCCAACGCGAUAAUCGUGUACAGCAUGGAUGAUGACGACGCGUGGCGCGUGGAGAACCAUUACUUCCACUUUGAUCCCCACGCCGGGGUCUAUAAAGUAGGGGGCAUUGAUUUCUAUUGGAGCGACGGGGUCUCGUCAGGCACGUUGUCACAACCGAAGAAGAACGGUUAUUGCGACUUAUAUUUGCAUCCAACAUCGAGUACGAAACAGUUCAGAAUGUCGACGAGACUACUGCGAGACAAGGAUGUUCCUAAAGAAGAUAUCUUCAAUGGAGUUGAGAUAAUUGGUGACCGAGGUCCGAACUCCCAAGCGACGUCCUGCGAUAUAGACCCGUCCACUAACGUGUUAUUCUAUACACAGGUUUGCAAAAAUGGCCUGGGAUGUUGGAAUUUGAACAAAGAAUUUAAUGACAUCAACACUCCCUUGAUCCUCAGCGACUGCAACUUGAUGGAGUUCCCAAAUGACGUCAAAGCAGACAGAGAAGGGAACCUCUGGAUCCUGAGUGACAGACAGUCUCGCUUCCUAUACGAGGCUAUGGACUUCGACCAGGUCAACUUCAGGGUCCUCACGGCACCCACUUCUACCCUCAUUCAGGGCACGGCGUGUGAGAAGAGGUCCAUCUUUAGUAAGUGGUCGAGUAAGUGACACCAUGGUAAAAGUUCGUUAACAGACUCACCGAAUGUGCUAUGAAAGUACAAGAUUUUUUUUUAGUCCAAACAUUUGUGAAUUAAAAUAUUAUUAUUCUCUAAA